Molecule: messenger RNA, 1867 nt
Organism: Nyctereutes procyonoides (raccoon dog)
Lineage: Eukaryota; Metazoa; Chordata; Mammalia; Carnivora; Canidae
Gene: SIRT2
Product: sirtuin 2
Exons: 15
Coding region: 28-1266 (412 amino acids)
Molecular function (GO): histone deacetylase activity, NAD-dependent; NAD+ binding
Source: RefSeq, a predicted model, not a curated record
UGUACGAAGAGCCGGUAUGCAUCCUCGAUGACUGCUGGGAGUCGUAGUUCUCUGCCCUGUCUCUGCCCCUCCUGUUUCCGGUGCCGUCACGGGACAGAGCAGUCGGUGACAGCCCCGAGGGCCCCCGCCCCGCGCCCAUGGCCGAGCCGGACCGACUCAGAUUCAGAUACUGAGGGAGGAGCCGCUGGCAGAGAAGCAGAGAUGGACUUCCUGCGGAAUUUCUUCUCCCAGACACUGGGCCUGGGCACCCAGAAGGAGCGUCUGCUGGACGACCUCACCCUGGAGGGGGUGACCCGCUACAUGCAGAGCGAACGCUGUCGCCGGGUCAUCUGUUUGGUGGGAGCUGGGAUCUCCACGUCUGCCGGCAUCCCUGACUUCCGCUCCCCAUCCACGGGCCUCUACGCCAACCUAGAGAAGUACCACCUUCCCUACCCAGAGGCCAUCUUUGAGAUUGGCUACUUCAAGAAACACCCAGAACCUUUCUUUGCUCUCGCCAAGGAACUCUAUCCUGGCCAGUUCAAGCCAACUGUGUGUCACUACUUCAUCCGGCUGCUGAAGGAGAAGGGGCUGCUGCUGCGAUGCUACACACAGAACAUAGACACCCUGGAGCGGGUGGCCGGGCUGGAGCCUGAGGACCUGGUGGAGGCCCAUGGCACCUUCUACACCUCGCACUGUAUCAGCCCCCUGUGCCGACGGGAGUACCCGCUCAGCUGGAUGAAAGAGAAGAUCUUCUCCGAGGUGACUCCCAAGUGUGAGAAAUGUCACAGCGUGGUGAAGCCUGACAUCGUGUUCUUCGGCGAGAACCUCCCAGCAAGGUUCUUCUCCUGCAUGCAGUCAGACUUCCUGAAGGUGGACCUCCUCAUCAUCAUGGGUACCUCCCUGCAAGUGCAGCCCUUUGCUUCCCUCAUCAGCAAGGCGCCCCUCUCUACCCCGCGCCUGCUCAUCAACAAGGAGAAGACUGGGCAGACUGACCCUUUCUUGGGGAUGAUGAUGGGCCUUGGAGGAGGCAUGGACUUCGACUCCAAGAAGGCCUACAGGGACGUGGCCUGGCUGGGUGACUGUGACCAGGGCUGCCUGGCCCUUGCCGACCUCCUCGGAUGGAAGAAAGAACUGGAGGACCUUGUCCGGAAGGAGCAUGCCCGCAUAGACGCCCAGGCAGGGUCAGGGGCCCCCAACCCCAGCACUUCAACUUCAGCUUCUCCCAGCAAGUCUCCACCUCCUGCCAAGGAGGAGGCCAGGACCAAGGAGGGAGAGAAACCCCAAUGACAGCUGCCUCUCCCGGGCAGGACGCCCAGUUCCUUUGGGACAGCAGAGCCCCAGCCAGCCCUGGCCCCCUCUAACUUGCAGCUCUUGUCUGGGGAGCUCAGAACAUCUCCCCAGUCUCUUAACCACUCCCGCUCAAAACUGGGGCCCCAGCCCCCUGACCCUGGUGAACCUCUAACAUCACCCAGGGGCCGAGGCCUGGGCAGCCCAUCUGUAACAGCCCACGCGGUCUCUAACCACCCGCGGGGACGGGGUCAACCUCCCCUAAUCUCUAACUGCUCCUGAGGCCAGGGCUGCCUCUAAACACCUAACUGUUCUGGACAGGGGCCCCAAGGGCUCCCCAGGGCUCCCCAGAGCCCCCUGGGCUCUCUACUGCUCCUAGGGCAGCCUGUGGCCAAGUAGACCAAGUCUACCCUGGGUGGAGUGUGGACCCUCCAAACGUAACACACUCUGGGGGCAGCUGAGCCUGAAGGCCUCCCAAGUCUGUGCCUCCCACCACCAAAGUGGGUGCUGGGCCACUUCCCUGGGGACCCACUUCCUCCGUGGGGAGGGGGCAGAUAACGUUGCUUAUUGGAUACAAAAUAAAAGUGAAAACAACUAACAA